AUGGAAGUUCGACAAGAAGCCCAGAAAGAUUAUGAAAGUGAAAUGUUUGAUUACCAGAAGGCUGCUAAUAGAGAUAAUAUUAAUAUAUCGAAUGUUAACAAAAGUGAAGAAAAGGAUGUGAUAGUUAGUAUAGCGAAAAAUGAUGAAAUGUAUAAAAUGAAUGAAGGAGAACCUGAAUACUCAUCUGAUCUGAAUGAUGAAAUAGCCCAAAAGAGUGAAGUUGCUGGUGAACUUGACAAUGAAGUCAGUGAAGAUGAAAUGAUAGUAUUGAUGAAGGCUCCAUUAGAUGUGAUCACAAAAUUGGAUAUAUUGAUGGAAGGUUUGGUAGAAACAUUGAAAAAAUGA
Messenger RNA from Racocetra fulgida, 345 nucleotides. The record is from the annotation of a GenBank genome assembly. Lineage: Eukaryota; Fungi; Glomeromycota; Glomeromycetes; Diversisporales; Gigasporaceae.